Molecule: messenger RNA, 1431 nt
Organism: Scleropages formosus (Asian bonytongue)
Lineage: Eukaryota; Metazoa; Chordata; Actinopteri; Osteoglossiformes; Osteoglossidae
Product: extracellular calcium-sensing receptor-like
Exons: 7
Coding region: 1-1431 (476 amino acids)
Biological process (GO): G protein-coupled receptor signaling pathway
Cellular component (GO): plasma membrane
Molecular function (GO): G protein-coupled receptor activity
Source: RefSeq, a predicted model, not a curated record
AUGGCGCCGGCACGAGGCGAUGUGUUGAUUGCUUCUCCUCGCAGACUUCCCAUAGAGUUCCUCUCAUUCAGCGAAUAUCUUGGAAUCAUUCUGGCUGCAAGCUCAGUGGUUGGAGCAUGUCUUGCCAUUGCCAUCGCAGCUGUGUUUUACCUGCAUAAGGACACUCCUAUUGUGAGGGCCAACAACUCAGAGCUGAGCUUCCUGCUGCUCUUCUCGCUCACCCUGUGUUUCCUUUGCUCUCUCACUUUCAUCGGCCAGCCCUCUCAGUGGUCCUGCAUGCUGCGUCACACAGUGUUCGGGGUCACCUUUGUCCUCUGCAUCUCUUGUGUUCUGGGCAAAACGAUAGUGGUGUUGAUGGCCUUCAGGGCUACACUUCCAGGCAGCAAUGUCAUGAAAUGGUUUGGACCUCCACAACAGAGACUCAGUGUUCUUGCAUUCACUUUCGUACAGGUCCUCAUUUGUGUGCUCUGGUUAACAUUAUCCCCUCCUUUCCCCAACAAGAACAUGAAGUACUACAAAGACAAGAUCAUUCUCGAGUGUGACGUGGGCUCAGCCGUGGGCUUCUGGGCUGUGUUGGGCUACAUUGGUCUCCUCUCUCUCAUGUGCUUUGUACUGGCUUUCCUGGCCAGGAAGCUGCCCGACAACUUCAACGAAGCCAAAUUCAUCACAUUCAGCAUGCUCAUAUUCUGUGCGGUGUGGAUCACCUUUAUCCCGGCCUAUGUCAGCUCACCGGGCAAGUUCACUGUAGCUGUUGAGAUCUUUGCUAUAAUAUCCUCCAGUUUAAGUUUGGUCAUGUGUAUAUUUGUUCCUAAAUGUUUUAUUUUACUGUUUAAACCAGAGAAGAACACCAGAAAGCACAUGAUGGAAACUGACACCAGAGGAACCUGUGAUGCACACUGCACAGCGCUGGACACCAGAAGUGGAGGAAAGGCUCCAGGACUCUGCUUCAACUCUGUAGAGUGGGACAGGUUCAGAAACUCAUCCUCCAAUCUGGACAAGUAUGCCACAGUGCUCACGGACUUCAUCCGGUACUGUCACUGCUUCACUGUCUCCAGUGAAGACUUCCAGUCUCACUGUCUCUGUGGCACAAGUGUUCCAUGUCGGCUCGAGGGUGUGGGCAUGGCAGUACGCCCCCAGGAGCGGCCCCUAACACUCGAGGGCGACCAGGGGGACGGCCUCGAGGCCGGGGUGCGGGCCAAUCCGGAUGACUCCUGUGGAAAUCCUGAUACUCGGGGGGAACUGGCACCUGUGGGGCGGAUUCUGAGCUCUCUAUGGACACAGCUCAGCAAGGGGCUGGCCAUCCAGGGCUUUCACUUUGAGACACCUCUCAAUGGGUUUGAAGGGAAUGCUAUGCACCCGAGCAAAGCCAACGUCCAUGAAGCACCCUGCUGCUCCCGAAUCGACUAUGGCUUGAGUCUUUACCUGCCCUGA